This is a messenger RNA of Vollenhovia emeryi, 2846 nucleotides long. RefSeq names its product protein asunder homolog (gene asun). The transcript is spliced from 9 exons. Gene Ontology annotation, biological process: regulation of mitotic cell cycle; centrosome localization. The coding region runs from base 267 to 2300 and encodes 677 amino acids. The record is from RefSeq and is a predicted model, not a curated record. NCBI's taxonomy places the organism in Eukaryota, Metazoa, Arthropoda, Insecta, Hymenoptera, Formicidae. Gene Ontology annotation, cellular component: integrator complex.
AGUGGGAAGAAAACAUGCCCGGCGUGCGCCGUUCGUCCGCUCCUUAUCAGACUUCGUUAAUCGUCGACGCGGAGGUGAGAUUUCGAGAAUAAUGCGUCCGACCUGAAGCGCGAGACAGACGACGCGCCGCGGCUGUGAAUCCCGCGGAGUAUCGCAGAGUGCCGCGAGCGCGGUGACGGUCGGCUGUACGCCAGCCUCGAAAGCGCGAGGAAAACGCGCGCGCGGACACCGUUUUCGCGGGCGCGAGGCGAGACCCGGCGGGCACGAUGCAUCCCGCGAACCACAAGACUAUAUUCGUGCUGGAUCACACGCCGUACUUCGGCAUCUCCACCGAGUGCCCGCUCGAGUUCGACUUUCUGAAGAGCAGGGGACAGAAUCUGAUCCCGCUGGCGCCGGUAUGCAAGUCCCUGUGGACCACCAGCGUCGAGGCCUCGUUGGAGUACUGUCGCAUCGUCUGGGACCUGUUCCCCGCGGGCAAACUGAUUAGAUUUGUCGUGACCGACCGAUCGGCUUACGUACUGAACUCGUGGAGCCCGUUGCAGCAGAAUUUGAAUCACAUAAUGAACGGCACUGCCAUUUUAGGAGUGCCGACGAAGACGCCGGAGCCCGGGGAGGAUUAUUCGGUGAUUCACGGCCUGCGCGUAGCGAUCGAGACGCUGAACGAGUGCUCCGAGAUACAGCAGGAGAAGAGGACCUCUCUGAACGAGAAUACCAGCAAGCUGAUAAACCGGGGCAGAGUGAUAUGCAUUACGAGCGCGCGUGACAAUAGCAACAUGAAGAGCUUGGAGAAUAUAUUUUUAAACGAACUGGCGCAGGAAAACAAGAAUGCGCUCGCCUCGGAUCACUUGAUUCCCGUUGAUUAUUGUCAUUUAGUCAUACUGAAUAUAUACCCUAACAAUAUUGAAUCUCAAGUCACUAGUCAAGGCCCUCGAGAGGUGUCACCGUUUCUUACAGUAGAAGUUCACUCGAUCAAGGCUUCAGCGCUUCAUUCCAAGUUGUCCCAUUUGAUUUUGUCUCAUUACGAUUUGGCCAGUACCACAGUAACGGGUAUACCCAUGAAAGAGGAGCAGAACGCAAGCUCGUCUGCCAAUUACGACGUAGAGAUAUUUCAUUCUUCUGCCGCGCACACGGCGAUUUUAAAAGGUAAUCCGCAAGACUCCGCAUUGAUAAAGACCUUCAGGCGUUUCGAGGAGGGCUCCGAGUACGAGACGGUCACACUGAAGUGGUGCACGCCGCGCGGCUGCAGCGCGUCAGAGAUGCAGAACUGCACGGCGAUGCACCGAAUCACGCCCGUGGAUGUCAAUAGCAGGCCAUCUUCUUGCCUGAUCAACUUUCUAUUGAAUGGCAGAUCAGUGAUGCUGGAAAUGGCCAGAAAGGCUGGUGGAAAGACCAUCUCACAUUUAUUAGCUGCGCACGGUGGCGAGAUUUUCAUUCAUACAUUAUCCACCGCUCGAAGCGUCCUCGAAGAUCCUCCCUCCAUUAGUGAGGGAUGCGGCGGACGUGUUACGGACUACCGAAUAACCGACUUCGGUACUCUCAUGCGAAGUAACAUAUUGGCACCAUUAAAACGCACUUCCAGUUCUAGUACUGACGGUCUAGUAGAAAAGAUGAGAUCAAGACUGGAACGCCAUACCAAAUACUGGCCCAUGACGAUCUCUAGUACUCUCAUGUUUAAUUUAAAACAGGUAAUAGACCCAAUUCCUGAAUUAUUGGUGAAGGAAGAACUUAGCACAGAAGAGGUCCUGCAAUGCAAGAAGGUGAUUUUUAAUGUGCUCGAGCUAGAGGCAAAACACGAAGCUUUGCCUCUGCCAAGCAUCGGCGGAGGUCGCGGUGGGAAAGGCGGAGUACGCAGAGAAGAACAUUAUCGUUUGCUGUGGGAUGAGAUAGAAACAUUUCUUAAGCACCACGCGAACAACUCGGCCGCACACACCGAAGUCCUUAAUUGUUUACUGCAGAUUAGGAAUAAAGAUGAAAAGGACAAAGUGGAACUUGAUCAGGCUCUGCGGGAGUUAGAUAGUUUCAGUAAGGAAGAUGGAACUGCCAGAGUCAGCGUAAUCCGAGCAACGACGGACUCGCCAAUGUCACCGCCAGCGAGUGUGUCGAUACCUCUGACCAAGCAGCUACACAAAGGUAACGUUGCGUCCAAGAGCCUCCUGGACAUCUGGUUACAGCGCAGCGCCCCAAAGGAGAGAAAACCAGAUUUUCAUGGUAGAAUCACCAGCGAUGGUCCUAAAGCGAAGCUGUAUCCCAAUUUGAAGGACGUUGGAAGGGAACCCAGAGAGACCAUGCUAGAGGGAUAACGAACGAAAGAGACGGAGUGCACCGCGUAGGGACACAUUGUAAAUAUUAUAUAUAUUAAUAGAUUUAUCCAAUCAUCUUUCGCGAUUGUGCGACAGGAUGUGUUUGACAAGUUGAAGCGCGAACAGUUAUGACGGUAAUUAUGCAUUUCUUACAUUAAUUAAAAGCAAGUGUACAUUUCGUGUCGAGUGAAGAUAUCUAACACACCGUGUUUAUUAUGUCGACAAUCCUGAAAUAAUAUAUAAUUAAAAAGAUCGUAAUUUUUUAAAUUAUUUAAAGAAGAGACAUUUCAGUUUUUUAAACGCAUACACGAUAAUUUUGUAACAGGAUUUAUUUAAAUAAUUCAUAAAUCUCCGCAGGACGUGUUUACAUAGAACUGACAUUAAUAAAAAUGAAAUCGAUGAAUCUUCGACAAAAAUUUAUGGAUUUAAUUAAGGAUUUAUAUCGCAAAAAUAUGAAGCGACAGAAACAUUUAUUAAAAUCCAGAGAUUUAUAGGAAAUCUCCGUCGCAAAUUAAAAAUUUAAAAAUAAAAAUUUAUCUUGGCACA